AUGAGGAGCAAAGACCGCCUGGCAGAACUCCGACACUUGGCGAAUGGCGCGGCGGCGGGGGUGUACCAUGAAACUGUGGAGCUCAUGAAGGAUCAUGUGCACCAGAACACCGAGAUAGAUGAAAUCUUCCAAGAGGUAGAGAGGAUGCGCGAGUGGAUCCACCAAGUCAACGGAAACACACAGCUGAUGCGGCGCCUGCACGCCGACCCCACCUUCCACACCAACAAACAGUUGCAGGAGCAGCUGGAGAGCGCGGUGACGGCGUCGAAUGCCACCGGCCUGAAAGUGUGCGGUGCGCUGCGGCAGAUGGAGGCGCGCGUGAAAGCGUGCGCGACGCGCAACGACGUGCCCGCGCGCAUCGCGCGUCUGCAGUACGCCGCCACGCGAAAGCUGUACGCUGAAGCACUGGACAGACAUCACGCCGCGCUCGACACCGUGCGCGACCACCAGCUGCACCUGCUGCACGAACAGAUCAAACUGACGAACCUCACCGUGACGGACGAGGAGUGCCAAAGCCUGCUCGACUCCAACAACAUCUCGCUCUUCGUCGACAACGUGAAGGCGGAGACAGCGGAGGCGCGUCGGCUGCUGCGCGACGUGGAGGCUCGGCACGCGGAACUGACGCGCGUGGAGGCGGCGCUCACCGAGGUGCGCGACCUGUUCACGCAGCUCGCGCACCUGGUGGCCUCGCAGCAGGAUCAGGUCGACAGUGUCGAGUACUACGCACUACAGGCCACCGAACACGUCGGCACCGGCGGCGGUCUCCUCUUGAAGGGUACCAUCAGUAAAACUAAGGCCAGAAAGAAAAAGAUGGGACUCGUAGUGUGCCUCGUGGCGGGCUUCGCGAUAGUGCUACUAGUGUUGAUCAUCACGUGA
Arctia plantaginis is the source of this 876-nucleotide messenger RNA. The record is from the annotation of a GenBank genome assembly. Lineage: Eukaryota; Metazoa; Arthropoda; Insecta; Lepidoptera; Erebidae.